Messenger RNA from Sparassis crispa, 1053 nucleotides. RefSeq names its product carbohydrate esterase family 16 protein. The record is from RefSeq and is a predicted model, not a curated record. Gene Ontology annotation, molecular function: hydrolase activity, acting on ester bonds. The transcript is spliced from 4 exons. Bases 1 to 1053 code for a protein of 350 amino acids. Lineage: Eukaryota; Fungi; Basidiomycota; Agaricomycetes; Polyporales; Sparassidaceae.
AUGGCUAUCCUGAACCUCCUCGCGGCCUGUGGCCUCCUUCUGGGUUCAGCACAAUCUGCUUGUGCUUUCGGAUACGGGCCUCUCCCGGGUCAGAUCAAGAAUCUUGUAACAUUCGGAGACUCCUAUACAGAUGUCGUAAGUAGCCAACUCAUCGCAGCAAUUUAUACUUCCUACCCUGCAACGCAGGCCGUGCCAGGCGAUCAUGGUAUCGCAUGGCCCAUCUUCGCAGCAGAGGACGGGAACCUCACGCUCUAUCCGUUCGCGCGCUCUGGCGCGACGUGCUCCAACAAUCUGACAGCGAGACCAUUCCCGUCGGUCUUCGAAAGCCAGCUCCCGACGUACUUCGAGGAAGUCGCGAACGGCACGCUGGACUUGAACCCGCAUGACACGAUCUAUACGCUCUGGAUCGGCACGAACGACGUCGGGGUGGACGCGCUGCUGACAGGGGAUCAGACGCCGGGCGUGACGGUGGUGGACACGGUCACUUGUGCCGUCAACUGGGUGAAGGUGUUGUAUGAGAAUGGUGCGAGGAACUUCCUGUUCCAGAACAUGCUUCCGCUGCAGAACACAGUUCUUUAUGCGGCAGACUCGUAUCCCAAUCAUUACUGGACGUACGAGCGCAACACUACGGAGUGGAACGUCUUCAUGACGGAGCUGACACAGACGGCCAACAACCUCUCCGCAUUGAUGCUCCAAAGUCUGACACCGGCGCUUCCGGGAGCACACAUCGGCUACUUCAGCUCCUACGACCUGGUCUCGGAUAUCAUUAAUCACCCAGCGAACUAUCUUAACGGGACCGCACCUCUGAACGUGACCGGGUGUGUUAACGCGUGCGUGUACCAGUUGAACGGGAACUCAUCUGGUCCGGCGGCGUGCACUGUCGCAAACGGAAGUGAUGCCUACAGUUUCUUGUGGUAUGACGAGUUGCACCCUUCCCAGCAGACCGACGGUGUCAUUGGCAAAGCGAUCGCGGCUGCGAUUACAAGGACCUCGGAUCAGUGGACCACCUGGUUGACUUCAGUUAAUGAAGAGAGAGGACCCAAAAGGUCGUAG